This is a messenger RNA of Aspergillus udagawae, 687 nucleotides long. RefSeq lists its product as uncharacterized. The transcript is spliced from 5 exons. NCBI's taxonomy places the organism in Eukaryota, Fungi, Ascomycota, Eurotiomycetes, Eurotiales, Aspergillaceae. Bases 1 to 687 code for a protein of 228 amino acids. The record is from RefSeq and is a predicted model, not a curated record.
AUGGAGAAUCUUCUUACCUUCAACUUGCGUGUCCCGGGGGGUGUCCAGGUAGUCUCCCAUUUGAUCAGCGAGAACACUAUCAUCGAGCAGCCCCUCCUCAUGCUAAGCCCCACCGUGGGAGGUUGCAACACGCUGACCCUCUUCGCGGGCAAGGUUGCUGAUCAGAUUCUUUCGGACUUUGUGCCGGAGUUGGCUGCCCUGACCGGAAAAAACAUCCAAGACGGCAGCAUGCCCGUGAUCGAUAACAUCGGCAGAACCAAGAAGCAGCUCAACCAGUUCGCGACCAAGAACGUAGCUAGCUUCCCCCAGUUCUCCAAGGACAAAAUCCUGGAAGUUACUAGCCGGGCAGCCACGAACAUCCGGGGCAUUGCGGCCAAGUCCAACAUCGAAGCGGAGGAGGUCCCCAGAGCGGCCCAGCUGGCCGGUUCCAUGACUACUGAAGAGUCCUGUAUCCCGACGACCAAGGAGACCAUCCGGGGGCUGUACAAGGCUGCCAAGACCUUCAACCCUGACAACAAGUUCUCAGUCCGCUCGAUUGAGGGAUCUGACUUUGACAAUGUGGCUAUUGAAUCAGACCUUGCGGAUGUCAUCUCGGGCAUGACCUUUAGCACUGGUGCGAACGUUGCCGGACCACUGAGGAACAAGAUCCUGGACCCGUUGUCUAAAGCUGCUGUGGAGAGAUGCUGA